AUGAACAGAAGCCUCUCAAAACAAGUUGGCGAGAUCUCUCAUGACUGGCGAGGAUGCUGCGGCGGUAGUUUCAGUGUUUUUCUUUCCCCUGAAGUGGAUAAUUUUACACUAAGAGGUAAGAAGUAGACAGUAGCUACUACCUUUGUAGGUAAUUGUGAUGUAGACAUCCACUGUCUAUAAACUACGUCCUCUUAUUCGUUGAGCUAUCCUGCGUCUAUCAGCUUACGAAAUGGCGACACAAAACCGUAGGGUCAGAAAUCUGCAUCUGACAGUCAACGUGGUGCAUUGCGGGCGCACGAAUACAUUCGGAAAAUACAGAAAUAUUGUAUGUGUACAGUAUGUCUUAGUUAGAUGUGCAGUAUAAAUAAUUAUGCAUUUCUGGCACUUGAUUAUGGAAAAGUAAUGUUUCAAAUUCGGUAUAGGAAAAAUUGCGUAAGGCAGUGUCAAAACACGCGUUUAUAUGCCAAUACCUAUCUCUUAAGCCUGGUUCACACUAACAAUUCUGUUGGUGAUUUUUCUCCUCCUGGGGAAUGUGAUUUAAUGAAUGACGUGCAAAAGACUUUCGAAAAGGUUCUAUACUUUAGUGUGCGGGUUCACUCAUUCACAUUCGUCAGGGAGUUACAGUCGCCGACAAAUUCCUAGCGUGAUCUUGCUUUCGCGGGAUAAUUCAAGAUGGAAGGCAUUCUUGAGAAAGUGAUCGCUAACUUACAAAAUGAAUUUCCCGGAGAAGCUAACAAAGGCGAAUUGUUAGCUCGUGUUCAAGAAAUUCCAAUGGAGGAUACGGAGUACAAGAUUGUGUAUGUUAAAGGAACUAGUAACAACUUCAAGGCAAACGUUAAGGUGGAUUUUAAGAACGAAGUAGAUGUCUAUUUGUUUGUAAGGAAUUAUGGCCACAAGAACAAUGAAACACUGAGAAUCCUAAAAACGAGGAAAUCAGGAAACAAGAAAGCGAAGACUGUCUUGCAUGUGAAGUAUUUUAGGUGUCACUAUAACACCAGACAUGAAGCUACAAAACUGCCAGAUCAAGUUUUAGCAUCUAAACCAACCAAGCGGUUCAAGAACACCAAUUGUCCUUUCUCUUUGAUUGUGCGAAUUGGCCAAAAUACAGAGAAUAAAAAUGUUUCUUCAUCUAUCGAUAUAGAAUGGAACCAUAACCACACGGUCGAUUCACUGCACUCAUGAAGCUUAAGAGAUACACCAGACUCAAUGAUAAGACAAAUCAAACAGAUUUUUGCUCGUGGCCUGUUACCAGCUGCAGCCUAUCGAAAGCUGUUGAGGUAGCUCAAGAGUAAAAGCAAGGAUGAUCUUGAGUAUCACAAGAGACUUUCAGAUCGUUCACAAGCACCAAGGCAAAAAGACUUCAACGAUAUUUACACAGAGUUUAAGAAAGAGCAAUUUGGAUGUGGAAGCAUAUCGACUAUGUUUUCAGCACUUGAGGAGAGAUGAAGGAACCUAGUAGAGCAAAAAGAUGAGGACUAUGUAAUGCAAUUUCAAAAUUCUGAAGAGCCAUUAACCAGCCGUUUAUCCAGCUAGAGGUGUUUGUGAUGCCCUUUCUUUAGGAAUCAUUGUAACCAGUGAUGAAAAGAAACCAACUCUUGUAGAUGCCUUAGAGUUAUACCAAUCCGCAACAUCCGACUUUGGUUUUUAUGUAGCUACAGCAUCUGGCCCACAAGUAUUCACGACCGACAACUGCUGUGAGCUAAGGGAAGCCUUGAAAGACGUUUGGCCCAAAGCAACAACGGUUGUAUGCAUUUUUAAUAUUCUUCAACAGGUAGUUAUCAAUAGUUUUGUUAAUUUUUAGUUUCUAUUCUUAAGAUGCACCUAACUAAUCAAGCGCUAGCACUAUCACCAGUAUAAGGAUUACUGAAAUCCUUAGCUAACCAAUGUUAUCUUCUCCAUCCCCACUCGAGACCUGUCACCCCUAUGAAAACGGGGAAAUCAGCCCCCACGUUAAAUAAACGAAGCAGGCAACACGAUGGUCCCAGGAGAAAGAAGAUGACGAUUCGCAUCGGGAAAAGACUUCGAAAUGGUUAUGGAUAUGGAACCCACGUGGAUGCAUGAACAUGAAGCAUAACAAGCAGCGAGAAAAGCAAAACCACGGCGGGGUGAGGAGCAUGAGUGGGAAGCUCGAAGCAACUGAUAGCGAACGCCUAACUCUUCAUUCUAUUCGCAUUAUAUAUUCAUACAACAAGGUGUUAUGCGUGACAGUGCGGGCGUAUCUUAAUUUAAUUCUCUAGCUGUUAACUACCAUUUAUUGUGCCAGUAAAAUACAUUUUGUUACGAGCCGGUCCUUACUAAUUUAUUUGGCCGCGCUUUUGGUUCUAUUUGCUCGCAACAAAGAUUGUGAAACCAAUUACUUUCAAUGAUAUAUUUAUUUUCUUACUUAUAUAUUACUCAAUAAUUAGCGUCUUUAUAACUUUCCUUAAUAUAUAUAAUAUAAUUCUUAGUGCUGUUCAACUUAUCUCUUUUCUGUCUGACUGAGCACAACUCUUUUGUUUUCGGCUUCUUCACGUAACUUCGCUUUGUAACUUCAAUAACUCUUUCGUAUAUAACUUGUAUAUAACUUGUCAUAAUCCUUCCUUAACAAUCUUCUUUAUAAUAACUUUCCAAAAUGAUAUUCACGUAAGGCGCUGAGGCCUUAUAAAUCAUGUAAAGCGCGGAGGCCUAUGAAUGAUGAAUCAUGUAAGGCGCGGAGGCCUUUCUAUGAAUAAUGUAUUAGAGUUGUGCUCUCCCUUAUAUAUAUUGUUCAGAGAGGAACUUUUUAACUUGCAGUGUCAUUACUUAGCUUGGGAAGAUCUUUACAAUCUUCUUGCGGUAACCGAUCCCGCGUCCGUUACGCACUUGUGGUAACCUAAAUUUUUGCUUGCUCAUGCGUGAUCAAACUAAAAGAACUUCCCAUGCGUAAAACAAUUUCCCAUAGGUAAAUUCUUUAACUAACUUAGAGUAAUAUAAUAUAACCAAACUAUGAUAAACAUAUGAUAAAAAGUAUUAAUGUAUAAUAUAUAAUGUUGUAAAAUAUACAUGAUAAUAGCUAUCAUGUAACAAUUUAUAUACGAGGGCUUAAUUAUCAGUAUAUAUAAUUAUCACGAAUAUACAAUGGCGUAAUUACCCUGUAUUGUUUAUCAGCAUGAAUAUUUUAGUGUUGUUUUGUUAUUCUUGUUACUGUAUGUAUGUUAAAGAUGAGUUAAUGUUAAAGAUGAGUUAAUGUUAAAGAUGAGUUAAUGUUAAUUAUUAAUAACGCUGCGUAAUAAAGUUUGCAUUUUGUUGGUCUAUUCUUUGUGUGUUUUGUAAUAUUUUUUUUAAUAAAGGAGUGGGUUAUAUGUCUGUUUUUCCUGUGAAAUUGAGAGCCAAAUAAUGAAUGUAUCAACCUAAAAAGUAGAAAUAUUUAUAGUCAAUAAGCCUACAAGUGCAAAAAAUAUUAUUAUGCAAGAAAAUGAGCAAAAAGUGACUGUCGGUAAAAUUCUUACAUAAGAAUUAUUGAACUGAACCACUGACACAAGAUAUUUUUCGUAGGUUUCGUAGGAAGAUUUAGAACAGAUUAGCACCCUCUCCCGUAAGGCUGUCGGCUUUCGGCAGAAGAUUUUGCAGGUAGGGAGGAAGAAGUUUUGUGAUAAACGUAAAACUUUAUAGGCAUAUUGUCAUGUCACUGAGCGUUGGAUAGGCCAGACAAGUUCAGAAUUUGAUAAGCGGUACACAAUCAUAUACAUUUAUCUUGAAAGUCUCAAAGAGUUGUUCUUCUUUCUUUAGUUGAUAAAGAACUACCUGUAAGAAGUAAAGCCCUUCUAUUCGGCGCUUUGAUGUUGGCGGUAUGUUCAUAUAAUAUAGUUCUGGUCAUAUCUGGUGAAACAAGGUUUAUAUAUACCUAUAUAUAUAUAUAUAUAUAUAUAUAUAUAUAUAUAUAUAUAUAUAUAUAUAUAUAUAUAUAUAUAUAUAUAUAUAUAUAUUUAUAAUAUAGUCAUUCACCGUAUAUGAGCUGUUCUGCAAUCUGAUUGGUUGAAGCUGAUUGGUUGAGUAGCGAAAAACAAGAUGGCGGUCCAAAAACUACAUGAGUUUUGCGAAGCAGAAAAAUAAUAGUACAAGCAGAAACUCUCAAAAAAAUUUGACAGGUUAGCAAAAUACAUUCAUUACAUAGAAAUUAGUUUAAAUACAAGUUUUUUAAAGAAUUAAUACCGAAACAACAGCGAAAAAAACAUGUUCAUUGAGAAUAUAAAUUGUUCAGGAUAGUUUGCAACGAAAGACAAAUGAAUUUUCAGUCAGCAAGCACUUACUAUACUACCAAACAUCUGUAUAAUAUAUCUGAGCUUUUCUGUGAGAUAUACCGGUUCUAAAACCAUUUCUUUCACUUCGUCUUCGAGUUGUAAAACAAAAGUUAAAAGUAUAUUUCAAAUUUUCGAGGCCAAGCGGUUUUUAGCCCAACAAAUUGUCAAAACAUUGUAAACAGAGGAUAAUUAAUUAUUACCUCAGUUAAUGGCUCUUAGACUAUAUUAUAAAACAAUUAUACCAUUCGCUCUCGUCGUAUAUGGCUGAUAGCCGACUCAGUGCUACGCACCUCAUCGGCUAUCAGCUCAUAUACCACUCGAGCUCAUGGUAUAAUUGUAAUAUAUUUAUAUAUAUAUAUAUAAUCGAAGCCGGGCGUUUUAUAGAUAUGAUAAAACACUCCUUCUCGUGUUUUGAAUAGCUUAAAAUACGACUACAAAAGAAUACUAAUUAGGAUGAACAAUUAUAUAAUCAUAUUAAUUAGGAUGAACAAUUAUAUAAAGGAUACUAAUGAAGAUGAGUUUUAUCAGAUAUAAAGUCACUCCACGUGACAUAUUAUGGCUGACAUGAUUUGCCACAAGGUUUAUGAAUUUUUAAUGAUAUUUUAAAUAUAUUAUGUACUAUUUAAAACACGAGUAGGAGUGUUUUAUCAGAUAUAAAACGCGAGGCGCAGUGCUUUAAAUGGCUUAAAAAACGACUCAUCUUAUAUGAGUUCAUUGGCGAAGUAUUUUUUAAAAUAAACUUUGUCUAAACCGAGAAAAUCAAAGCUAAAGUUUAUGUAAAUGAACAUGAUUUUUUAUCACAUAUAAAGAUACGACACGCUUAUGAUUUUUCUUUGUGUUUUCGUCCUGAAUUAUUAAUGAGUUUUUUAAAUAUAUAUAUAUAUAUAUAUAUAUAUAUAUAUAUAUAUAUAUAUAUAUAUAUAUAUAUAUAUAUACGAAUGUGGUUUGGUUCACAAAAUGCCAAAGAGUGCUCGAUGUCAUAUAGAUAGAGCAGAAAUAAUACAGUUCUAAAAACGCAAAUGUGUAUAUUAUAAAUGUACAAUUCUAAAAACGCAAAUGUGUAUAUAAAUAUAUGAUAUGCUCUAUAACAUGCUUUUAAUUUUCAAGAAAUUCAUUCAUCGAGCAUCAAAAACUAUAGGAAAAUAUUUUGGGAGAGGACCUCUUUUUCAUAUUCAACGUUAUUACGUCACUCCUUUGAAUAUGAUUUCUUUCAUAUUCGACGUUAUAACAUCACUCUGUUGAAUAUUAUGUCAUAUAUAACUCAUAACUCCAUAUAUUUGGUCAGCUAUUGAGUUGAUAUGACGAUUUCGUAAUUGGAAUUUAGCCAAUCAGAAACCACGAAUCUUUUAAAUAAAUAAUAAUUUUAUAUGGCUCUCUUUCUCUAUUCUAUUCAUAUUUUAAUCUAUCUUGUCUUUUUAUCAGCAUUUCAAUUACAUGGAAGUUCUGUGAGCCUAAAGGACAACGCGUUGGGUACUUGGGUUGUAGAGAUAAUAAAAUAUUUUGUGCGGUACCAAGGGAAACAACAUAUCAGAACUUGUUACAGUAUAUUUCGUUCAUUGAUAAUUUUGUAACGUAAAAUAUAUAUGUACUCAAUUAUAAAUAUAUAAAUAUAUAUUUUACAUUUUUUGAACAGUUUGCGAUUAACUUUGAUUCUUAAUUUAGUGCGUACAAAGCGAACUUUUUUAUUAUCUCCCUAGGAGGCCGUUUGAAAAUGAACAAGACUGCCGUUUUCAGUUUAUCAAUAUCUAUUUUCGUUCAGGAGUUAUUGA
Molecule: messenger RNA, 6028 nt
Organism: Paramuricea clavata
Lineage: Eukaryota; Metazoa; Cnidaria; Anthozoa; Malacalcyonacea; Plexauridae
Source: the annotation of a GenBank genome assembly